Molecule: messenger RNA, 1922 nt
Organism: Actinia tenebrosa (Australian red waratah sea anemone)
Lineage: Eukaryota; Metazoa; Cnidaria; Anthozoa; Actiniaria; Actiniidae
Product: monocarboxylate transporter 10
Biological process (GO): transmembrane transport
Molecular function (GO): transmembrane transporter activity
Source: RefSeq, a predicted model, not a curated record
GUAGGUUUCUCGAUGCAAGCAGAUCAGUCCUUUGCUUGCUUGGCAUUUGGAGAGCUAGAACAGUAUUAUCCGGGUUUAGGCAAGUUUCUCGGGCUUCCUUUAAGAAAGGAGUGAUGGGAAGAGAGCAAGAACUAGAACUAAAGAAGAACAAGGAAAAGUUGAUGGAGUCGAAGAUGCCUACUUGCAGAGAUAUUAGAUGUCACGUACGAGGCAAGCUUGAUGGAGGGCUGAGCUGGCUUAUCGUGUUUUCGUCGUUCAUUCAACAGUUCAUAGUAAUCGGAACUCAUAACAUUUUUGGAUCCUUUUACAUCGAUCUUCUAAAUGAAUUUAAUAAAUCCAAAGCAGCAACAGCUUGGGUAGGCUCACUGUCCUUUGGUCUCAGCUUUUUACUUGGUCCUUUAACAACAGCGAUCUGUGACAAAUUUGGCAUUCGAACAGUUUCACUUAUCGGCAAUGCGUUAUUCAGUCUUGGACUCCUCGCAACAUCCUUCGCAACGAGCAUUAGUCUUAUGUACUUGUCAUAUUCUAUACUUGUUGCCAUUGGUUCCAGUUUUUGUUACUAUGCAUCGAUAUUGAUUUUAGACCAAUAUUUUCGGAAACAUAUCGUAACGUCGAAUGGUUUGGCAUUAUCUGGUGCUGGUGCAGGAACUCUAGCUCUUUCUCCAGUGGUUGAGCUACUGCUCGAAAGAUAUCGUUGGAGAGGCGCAAUGCGCAUCUUGAGUCUCAUCGCGUCUGCACAGUUCCUGUGUUCAUUUAUUCAAUUUUUCAUUAAGCCUCCUCUAAGGAUAAAAAUUGACGACUGCGAUACAACAAACGAGAAAAAACCCGAAAGAAAGAAGAAAUUUAUCAAUUUAUCGUUGUUUAAGAACAAGGCUUAUGUAUUGUGGAUCAUCAUCRUUUCUUUGGUGCUCUUUGGUUUUUACAUCCCGUACGUUCAUCUGGUCCGUCAUUGUCAAGACUUAAAUAUUCCCAAGAGUAAAGGCGCCAUACUCAUUGGUUAUCUAGCCAUUUCACAAACCAUUGGUAAAAUUGUCUUCGGUCGAAUUUCAGACCAUCCACGUGUCAAUCGAAUUUACUUAUAUCAGUUCUGCCUGCUGGUUUGUAGUGUACUGACUACCUUACUACCUAUCAUGACAUCAAUAGAGAGUAUGACUUUCUAUUGCUGGGCAUUUGGUUUCCAUGAUGGCUGCUUUGUACUUCUCAUUGCUGUUUUGACAGGAGAUAUCGUCGGGCAAGAAAACAUGGCGUCUGCUUUUGGGAUGAUGUACUUCUUUAGUUGCAUCCCAAUGAUGAUAGGUCCACCAGUGGCGGGUGCUAUGUACGGAAUGGUUGGAUCAUAUGAGCCAGCAUUCAUCAUGGCCGGAGGUCUUACGUUCAUUGGUGUUUGUCUUCUUUUCUUAAUUCCAAUCCUCCUCCCUUCAGAAAUCGUCCAACAAUGGAGCAUGCGCUCUACGCGUCAGGAGAUCAAGCCUGCUGAUGAUGAUGACAAAAUUGUCUCAGCAAAAGCACACACUUCGUUCCCUACUUAUGCAUCAAUGAAAGCACAGGAUACUGCUCCGAAAAUAACUUUAUUUAAAGAAGACGAUCGACAAAAUAGAUUGAGUUUGAUACUCGAACAGUAUUUUUCUAUGCAGCAACUGGUAAAUCAAAGAGACAGCCUUUUAUCAAGAAUGUAUUCCUCCGAAAAUUUAUAUGAAAGUAUACCAUACACAGCAAUCAUCCGAGAAACAGAUGUAUAAAAAAUGAAUUAUUUACAAAUAAAUUUUAGUUAAAUUAGGCUGCGUUCAUAAUGUAUGGCAGAGUGAGGAAGCGCAGGUGAAAAUUUGAAAUGUCCAGAAUAAUUCUUAACACCCCCCCUUAAAGUCAUGCAAUAUACGAUCCCCCCGAAGCAUGGCUCGUAGCUUCUUCCAACAAUUGUGCAU